Molecule: messenger RNA, 882 nt
Organism: Brassica napus (rape)
Lineage: Eukaryota; Viridiplantae; Streptophyta; Magnoliopsida; Brassicales; Brassicaceae
Product: 30S ribosomal protein S9, chloroplastic
Exons: 2
Coding region: 94-732 (212 amino acids)
Biological process (GO): translation
Cellular component (GO): ribosome; plastid small ribosomal subunit; mitochondrial small ribosomal subunit
Molecular function (GO): RNA binding; structural constituent of ribosome
Source: RefSeq, a predicted model, not a curated record
AACUCGGAGAGCUCACGAAUCGAUAGAGAGACCGAACCUCAUCUCAUCUUCACUCUUCUCCGUUAUCUUCUCCUUCUUCCUCCUCCAGCGACAAUGGCGUUAUCGGUUUCAAACCUCGCCUCCUCACUCUCCUCGCUCUCCUUCUCCUCCCAGGUCUCUCACGGACCAACCACCCUCUCCCUCCCCAGGUCGAACUAUUUGUUCUCACUUCCGGCGAAAUCACCUCGUCGCGCCUCUCUCUCAAUCACCGCCACGGUAGCUGCUCCCGCGGAGGUAUCGGAGGAGGAUGACACGAUGGAGCUGAAGAAGUACGUGAAAUCUCGGCUUCCGGGAGGCUUCGCAGCUCAGAAAAUCAUAGGCACGGGACGGCGCAAGUGCGCCAUCGCUCGUGUCGUUCUCCAAGAAGGCACCGGCAAAGUUAUUAUAAACUAUCGCGACGCCAAGGAGUACCUUCAGGGGAACCCGUUGUGGCUUCAGUACGUUAAAGUGCCGUUAGUGACAUUGGGUUAUGAGAACAGCUACGACGUGUUUGUGAAAGCCCAUGGAGGUGGUUUAUCUGGUCAAGCUCAAGCGAUUACUCUUGGAGUUGCUCGUGCGCUUCUCAAGGUGAGUGCUGACCAUAGAUCGCCUUUGAAGAAGGAAGGUUUGCUCACUAGAGACGCGAGAGUUGUUGAAAGGAAGAAGGUCGGGCUCAAGAAGGCGCGUAAAGCACCACAAUUCUCCAAGCGUUAAGAGAGCGCUUUGUUGUUGUUAUUGUUUGUUGUUGUUGGAUAUCAACUCUUCUAAGUACACUCCUUUUGCCUCUAAUUAUGUUUUUAAGUUUGUGUAGAUGAACCAAUCUCUGUGUUGUUGAUUGAAUAGAAUGCUUAUGAUUGUGACUCA